GCCAGCAUCGCCACCGCAAAGAAAUUACAUCAGUUACACACCACCUACUAAUGGCCUGAAGAAUACUUCAGAGACAUGAAACUGGAUACUUUUUAACCUCUCAGCGACCAUAUUGCAUGGUACUACAUGGCUUCUGGUCGCCAUGGAUUCCGACGAUUUUGAUGACGAUAUCGCCGAUGAGGACAUUCUCGCUGCCUUUGAUCAAGUAUCUUCAUCUAAUGGAGGGAAGCUUGUGUCUACAUCUACAUCUUCUUCGAGUGGCUCUAAGAAUAACGCCGGUGACCUGAAUAAGCAGCAAUGGGCAGCACAGGAGCUGAAUGAUUUGCCUUCGGAUGCCUUUUCUUCACCAGAGCCAGUGAGGCAGAUUGCCAGGGGCCCAGCAAAGCCUGUAGCAACAGCUCGCACUGGCUUCAGCCGCACGAAUUCCGGUACUUUGCGACAAACCACGUUAUGGGGUGGCCAUGCGGCGACGGAAGAUGCUCCUCGCCCAUCUCAGACUACGACUACCAGGGUCUAUCGGGCUGAUCAGCCCCCUGAACCUCCUAGCCCUCAUCAGCUUGAUAGAGAGGCAUUGAAGACUUGGGUGUAUCCAACAAAUCUGGGGCCAACUCGAGACUAUCAGUUCAGCAUUGUCAGAAACAGCUUGUUCAAUAACACGCUGGUAGCGCUGCCGACUGGUCUGGGAAAGACAUUUAUUGCUGCUACAGUGAUGCUCAACUUUUACCGCUGGACGAAGACAGCCAAAAUCGUCUUUGUAGCGCCGACAAAGCCACUUGUAACGCAGCAGAUAGAUGCUUGUUAUAACAUUGCGGGAAUACCUCGAUCUGAGACCACACUCCUUACCGGUGACAUUGCUCCUGCUCUGCGGAGUGAUGAGUGGGAAAAGAGACGAGUCUUCUUCAUGACGCCACAAACGCUCCUGAAUGAUCUCUCCCAUGGGUAUGCAGACCCAAAGAGUAUUGGUCUCAUGGUCAUUGACGAAGCGCAUCGCGCCGUGGGCGAAUAUGCGUAUGCUAAAGCUACCAAACUCAUUCGCCGAUUUUCCAACAGUUUUCGGGUCCUGGCUCUGACGGCUACACCGGGCUCGAAAGUUGAGACAGUUCAAGAAGUCAUUGACAAUUUGGGGAUUUCUCACUGCGAAAUCCGGACCGAGGAGUCUCUUGACAUUCGGCAGUAUGUGCACGAUCGAAACAUAGAUCAGAUAGUCCUUGACCCUUCGGACGAGAUGAAUCUCAUCGGCGAGCUCUUUACUGAGGCUCUCAAGCCGUUGACAGAGAAACUCAGCUCCCAAAAUAUAUGGUAUGGGCGGAAUCCGAUGGCUCUGACAACAUACGGCUUGAUACAGGCACAGAAGGAGUGGUUUGCCACGCGUGGGAACCGCGCGAACCAAGGUGUCCAGUUCAUGAUGCGGGCAAUAUUCAGCGUGCUAACGAGUCUUGCUCAUUCGAUCAAAUUAUUGCAGUAUCAUGGUAUCAAACCUUUCUACGAUAACAUGGUCGACUUUCGCAGUGAACAAGAAGACAAAGGCGAAAAGGGAUCCAAGUACAGGCGCCAAAUCAUCGAUAGUGCCAGUUUCCAAGAAAUGAUGGAUAAAAUUGCUGGGUGGCUCAAGCUCGACGGCUUUGUGGGACACCCAAAGCUCACAGCCUUGGCUGAUUGCGUCUUGAAUCAUUUCAUGGAUAACGGGGAGGGGACUCGAGUGAUAGUGUUCAGCGAGUAUCGUGAUUCCGCCGAAGAGAUUGUGCGCAUGUUCAAUACCCAUCGACCACUCAUCAAAGCUACCGUCUUUGUUGGGCAAGCUGAUGGUAAGCGCGGCGAGGGCAUGAAGCAGAAGCAGCAAAUAGACACGAUCGAAAAGUUCAAGACUGGCGCCUACAACGUCCUCGUUGCUACUUCCAUUGGAGAAGAAGGGUUGGACAUUGGCCAGGUUGAUCUUAUUGUCUGCUAUGACUCUUCGGCGUCUCCAAUUCGCAUGUUGCAGCGCAUGGGCAGAACGGGAAGAAAGCGAGCAGGUAACAUUGCGCUGCUCCUGAUGAGGGGGAAAGAGGAGGAACAGUUUGCCAAGUCGAAGGAUAACUACGAAAAGAUGCAAAAGCUCAUCUGCGAAGGAAGCCGGUUCAACUUUCGGUUUGAUCUCUCCACGCGGAUUGUACCCCGAGACAUACGGCCCGAAGUGGACAUGCGGCAUGUUGAGAUUCCAGUUGAGAAUACUCAAGACAAGUCCUUACCAGAACCCAAGAAACGGCAGGUUCCCAAGGGUAAAAAGAAACCACCCAAGAAAUUCCAUAUGCCGGAUGGAGUUCAGACUGGGUUUCAAAAAGUCAGUGAUUUCAUGAAGGUCUCGACAAACCCGGGAGAGCGUGUGUCCAAGUCAAGUUCAAAGCCAAAGCGAAACCCCGAACUAGAUGACCUGACAGCGAUUCCUGAAUUGGAGCGUGUUGUUCUUGGCUCGGAUGAGCUUUACGAGCUCGAGCGAACGUACCGGAAUUUACCAUUUAACCGUAACGUGACUGAUGAAGCUGAUCUGCCGAGUAUGGAAGCUCAUCCAACGCUGCAACGACAGCUACGCCCGACUGCCUUCGUCCCUCAUGGGGAUUAUACAAAACGCUGCGUCAAGCUGCUGCAAAAGCUGGGGGAUGCUGAUUGCCUCGUGAGGCCCCGCAGAGACGUGGACACAAGCGAUUAUCUUGAAAUUCCAGUAAAGCCAUUUGUGUAUUCUGAUACCGGCGAGACAGAUUCGAGCGAUGAUGAAGCUGCAGCAGACAGCAAAAAGCGACAGGCCAUUGAAGUCGAAUCAGAUGAUGACUCCUUGGUAUUUGAGGUCCAGCAGCCGAAGAGGAGAAAGGUCUCGACCAAAGAGACUCAAUUCGAAAAGACUCAACCCAUAAAGACUCAACCCAUAAAGACUCAACCCAAAAAGACUCAGCCCACAAAGACUCAGCCCAAAAAGACUCAGCCCAAAAAGAGCACUCAGUCUGCUGCUCGGCGUGUGUUGGACUCGGGAGACGAAGAUUUGUUUGACUCUGAUCUUGAGAUAGACAUUGAAGAGGAAGAGGAAGAGCCCGGGCUACCGCCCCGACUUAGCGAAGCCAAAAGACAAAAAAGGCUGAAUGCCAAGUCAAAAGGAAAGCAAUCACGGAAAGCUGCCAUUGGCAGUGAUGAGAUUGGAGACGAUUGCGAAAGGGAUAGUGAUCUGCUUGACGAGAGCGACUCGGAUGACGGUGCCGACUUGGUAGAUUUCGUCGUUGGAGACGACCAAGCAACAUCUAGCAUGUUUGAUUCCGAAGCAACGUCUCCUAUAAAGCCGAACGAGCGGACGCCGCGAGCAGGGGCAAGCAAACCCUAUUUUGUGCCAACUCAAUUCACGGCCACCCAAGAGAGCGAUGGAGUUCCAGACUUGCAUGCGCUUGCUGGCCCGUCCAGGAUGCAAGGCCGAGCGAAAGAAGCGUCUGAAGAGGCGGCACCAACUAGGAGUAGGCGACGCACAAGACCUGCGUUGCUGGACAGUGACGAUAGUGAUGUUUAAUGUGAGCUACAAAAGGGUCACGGGCGUUAAGGCAAGGCUAGCGAUGAAAUGGAAGAAUUGUUCUGAGAUGAAAGCAUGGUAUUGUAUUGUAUCAUAUACAUAUUACGGGAGCUAUUUGUGUGGAGGAAACUACAAAAAGAUGAUGAAUUGAUGACCAAAUAUGAUUAUUGGACGGCGAUGUCCUCUCGAAGACCGCCUUGUUAUCGUCGCCCUGUUUAAUUCAACUAUGAAGAGUGAGUUAGCACUCGUUCGAGUAAAACAUGUAUUGCAAAACGUAUGCAAAAAAUCACAACAAGUCUUCAACUCUUUUUUUCAGAAACCCAGUUAUAAGCACUACGGCCC
This is a messenger RNA of Trichoderma harzianum CBS 226.95, 3868 nucleotides long. RefSeq lists its product as hypothetical. Gene Ontology annotation, molecular function: 3'-5' DNA helicase activity; ATP binding; hydrolase activity. Lineage: Eukaryota; Fungi; Ascomycota; Sordariomycetes; Hypocreales; Hypocreaceae. The coding region runs from base 143 to 3526 and encodes 1127 amino acids. Gene Ontology annotation, biological process: replication fork reversal; interstrand cross-link repair; double-strand break repair via synthesis-dependent strand annealing. The transcript has a single exon. The record is from RefSeq and is a predicted model, not a curated record.